AUGCCAUGGAGCGCAGCAGUGGGCCGCUUAUCACUCCGCUGCGCAGAGCCUGCCGAUCUGAGAGACACAUGGCCACGGCCUGCGCUGCCGCCAAUGGACCCGCGCUCUGACGAGCUCACGUUCCAGCAGAUCGACAUCGAGGAGCACCAGGUGCCGAAUGCCGCGCCGCAGAUCCGCAUCUGGGGCGUCACAGCCACGGGCCACUCGGUGCUCGUGCACGUCUCGGCCUUCCUGCCGUACUUCUACAUGCACGCCCCGCGCGGUUUCGUCGCCAGCGACUGCACAGCCUUUCUCAAUCACCUCUGCACGCUCUUCGGCCGCGGCUCAGCCACCGCGGUGCAGCUACUCGCGCGCAAGAGCUUGAUGCACUACAUGGGCGACGCAGAUGUGCAGUUCCUGAAGAUCUCGGCGGGUGACCUGCGGGCGCUGAGCAAGAUGCGAGAUGACAUCGAGCGCGGCGAGGUGUCCUUCCGCGACCUGCUCUCGGCGGGCGACUCGCAGCUGACGUACGAGAACAUCGCCUACCCUCUGCGCUUCAUGAUCGACAAGGACAUCGUCGGCAUGAACUGGCUCACGCUGCAGCCCAACACGUACGCGCUGCGCUCGGAGAGCACCAAGAUCUCGACGAGCCAGAUCGAGGUCGACGUGCGGCCAGACGGCAUCGUCUCGCACAAGCCAGACGGCGAGUGGAGCGCCACGGCACCGCUGCGCAUCCUCAGCUUCGACAUCGAGUGUGCAGGGAGGAAAGGCGUGUUUCCCGAGGCGGAGAUCGAUCCGGUCAUUCAGAUUGCCAGCAUGGUCACGCGGCAGGCAGGCGAGUCGGCGCCGUUCAUCAAGAACGUCAUGACGCUCAACACCUGUUCGCCCAUCGUGGGCACGCAUGUGAUGGACUUUCAGCGCGAGGUCGACCUGCUCGAGGCGUGGGCUAAGUUCGUGCAGACGGUCGACCCGGACGUGGUCAUCGGCUACAACAUCGCCAACUUCGACUUUCCCUACCUGCUCGACCGCGCCAAGGCGCUCAAGGCGACCAAGUUCCCGUACCUCGGGCGCGAGAAGAACACAAAGACGGAGGCCAAGGACACGCACUUCUCGUCUAAGGCGUACGGCACGCGCGACAGCAAGAACACGGAGCUGCAGGGGCGCCUGCAGCUCGACAUGCUGCAGGUCAUGCAGCGCGACUACAAGCUGCGCUCCUACAGCCUCAACAGCGUGUCCUACGAGUUCCUCGGCGAGCAGAAGGAGGACGUGCACUUCUCGCUCAUUACGGAGCUGCAGAACGGUGGUCCCGAGGCGCGGCGGCGACUGGCCGUCUACUGUCUGAAGGACGCAUAUCUGCCGCAGCGGCUGAUGGACAAGCUGAUGUGCUUCAUCAACUACGUCGAGAUGGCGCGUGUGACGGGCGUGCCGUUCAACUACCUCCUCUCGCGCGGCCAGCAGAUCAAGGUCGUCUCGCAGCUCUUCCGCAAGGCCAACGAGGACCACUACCUCGUGCCGGCGCACAAGGGCGAGGGCACCGACGAUCAGUACGAGGGCGCCACGGUGCUGGAGCCGAAGCAGGGCUACUACGACGUGCCGAUCGCCACGCUCGACUUCGCCUCGCUGUACCCGUCAAUCAUGAUGGCGCACAACCUGUGCUACACGACGCUGCUCACCAAGCCCACGAUCGACCGCCUCGGCCUCGUCAAGGACAAGGACUACGUCAUGACGCCGAACAACAACUUCUUCGUGAAGCCAGGCGUGCGCAAGGGCCUGCUCCCGACGGUGCUGGAGGACCUGCUCGGCGCGCGCAAGCGUGCGAAGGCGGACCUCAAGAAGGAGACGGACCCGUUCAAGCGCGCCGUGCUCGACGGCCGGCAGCUGGCGCUGAAGGUCAGCGCCAACUCGGUGUACGGCUUCACCGGCGCCACCGUCGGCAAGCUGCCGUGUCUGGAGAUCUCGAUGAGUGUCACGGCCUACGGUCGCCAGAUGAUCGAGCAGACGAAGACGGCCGUCGAGUCGCGCUACACGAUCGCCAAUGGCUACGAGCACGACGCCGAGGUCGUGUACGGCGACACCGACUCGGUGAUGGUCAAGUUUGGCGUCUCGGAUCUGGCGCGCGCGAUGGAGCUGGGCGCCGAGGCGGCCGAUAUCGUCUCGGCCACAUUCGUCAAGCCCAUCAAGCUUGAGUUCGAGAAGGUCUACUUCCCCUACCUCCUCAUCUCGAAGAAGCGCUACGCCGGCCUGUACUGGACGAACGCGGAGAAGUACGACAAGAUGGACACCAAGGGCAUCGAGACGGUGCGCCGCGACAACUGCCGCCUCGUCCGCAUGGUCAUCGACACGUGCCUGCGCAAGAUGCUCAUCGACCGCGACGUCAAGGGUGCAGAAGACUUCGUCAAGCAGGUCAUCUCGGACCUGCUGCAGAACAAGAUCGACUUGAGCCAGCUCGUCAUCACCAAGGCGCUGGCCAAGGCCGACUACGCCGCGAAGCAGGCGCACGUCGAGCUGGCCGAGCGCAUGCGCAAGCGUGACGCUGGCUCGGCACCGGCGCUCGGUGACCGUGUGGCGUAUGUCAUCGUCAAGGGCAGCAAGGGUGCGGCGGCCUACGAGAAGUCCGAGGACCCGCUGUACGUGCUCGAGCACAACAUCCCGAUCGACACGCGCUACUACCUCGACAACCAGCUGGCGAAGCCCCUGAUGCGCAUCUUUGAGCCAAUCUCCGGCGCAGGCGCCAAGGGUCUGCUCAAUGGCGCGCACACGCGCAGCGUCCAGGUCGCCACCUCGACGGUCGGCUCGCUGAUGAAGUUCGCCGUCAAGACGGCGCAAUGCCUCAGCUGCCGCACGCCGCUGCCGGCCAAGCUUGGCGAUGCUCCCGUGUGCGAGCGAUGCCGCCCGAAGCUGCCCGAGAUCUACGCCGAGAAGCUGAUGCGCGCCUCAACACUCGAGGAGGAGUUUGCGCGCCUCUGGACGGGCUGCCAGCGCUGCUCCGGCACCGUGACGCAGGACGUGCUGUGCAGCAACUCGGACUGUCCUGCGUUCUACUCGCGCCGCCGCGCGCAGAAGGACGUCGAAGAGGCCGAGCGCGUGCUGAGCCGCUUCGACACGACAUGGUGA
Tilletiopsis washingtonensis is the source of this 3093-nucleotide messenger RNA. Its product is annotated as putative DNA polymerase delta catalytic subunit. Lineage: Eukaryota; Fungi; Basidiomycota; Exobasidiomycetes; Entylomatales. Gene Ontology annotation, biological process: DNA-templated DNA replication; base-excision repair, gap-filling; nucleotide-excision repair, DNA gap filling. Gene Ontology annotation, molecular function: DNA-directed DNA polymerase activity; 3'-5'-DNA exonuclease activity; nucleotide binding. The transcript is spliced from 13 exons. Bases 1 to 3093 code for a protein of 1030 amino acids. Gene Ontology annotation, cellular component: delta DNA polymerase complex. The record is from RefSeq and is a predicted model, not a curated record.